This is a messenger RNA of Penicillium brasilianum, 2978 nucleotides long. Lineage: Eukaryota; Fungi; Ascomycota; Eurotiomycetes; Eurotiales; Aspergillaceae. The record is from the annotation of a GenBank genome assembly.
GCGAUAAUGCGUCGAUACCUUAAGCUACUCCGGAAAAGGCACAAGGCAUAAUACGGGUUCUUUUGUCACAUUUUUAACUACAACCACCAGGGCUCUCGUACUUAUCGAAGCUGCAGAAUGCAGGUCAUACCAAAUCAAAAGAAUUCACGACAUUGUGCUCCGAUCGAAAAUAAAGUCACGGUGCACGAGAGAGACACACAACUUCAUCUAUCACUACCAGCUACGACUAACAAAUCAAGGAUGGCCAAGUGAAUACUUUUUUUCACUGGCUCCGUGAUUUUGCAAUAUGAAUAUCGACCCGCUAUGAUCGCAUCCACGAAGUGACCAAAUAUUCCUGCUAUACCCCUGGCAGUUUUCCUCUAGAGCGAUAAAUCACGACAUGAUAGCAUCUCAAAUGAACUCAAGGCUGAUGACCACUAUGUAUUUACCCCUGUCAGUGUACGGAUAUACCCGCGAAUCUCAACUUUCACAGAGCCGAAAUGGCAUGGACCAUUGGACAGCCAUUUUCGACGCGAAUGAGAAUCAGCAACUCUUACGUACGGAGGUUUUACACGGAUCCGAACCACGUUUCUCCAAAAAGACAAACAGAACACGUUAUAAAAGAACAAGCCUAGGAAAGGAUGUCACUUUCUAGGGGUAGUCACUUAAGCCUAUCCGAACAAGGCUAGUGUCUGCGCGAAUUUGAGUGCAUUGCACUCUUGCGCUAGAAACUUGGAGGAUCAGACCUGUGACGAGUUGCAUGGACUUAGGAAGUAACAAUCCACACUGCCCCCAUUUAACGACCUGUUGAGUCCGGUCCUGCAAUCCUGGGUUCUAUGGUUAUAUUAGGGUCUAAUCUGGACCACUUUCCAUCCGUGCGCUUUUUUAACGGCGAGUCAAGGGUUCAUUAGUUAUCACUUGCUCAUUAUUAACUUUCUUUCUGUCAACACAACCUCCAGCCUACCCCGUCUCACGGCUGCCGCGUCCAGCCCAACAUAAUGGUGUUUCGCAAUUCAGACAAGGCGAAGGACGAUGUCAACAUACACACGGCGACCGCGGAGGCAAGAGCUUAUGCCGAUACUCAGAGUUUAGAAGAGAGGGACGAAAGAGAAGUGCUCGAGCAUCCUGACCAGAUUACCCAUGAUGCUCAAGCUGGAGUUCAGAAAGCCGAAGCCACGGCCUUAGUGUGGUCUAAGAAGGGUCUUUAUAGCACAUAUGCCUGGAUCUGGCUGUGCUACUUCGUUCUGUCUAUGCAAUCUUCCAUCAGCAGUAACAUGAUCUACUACGCAUACGCAAACUUUGCCUCCGCUCCUCAGAUCUCCCAAGCGUACAUUGUGUCGACAAUCGUGGGUGGAGUUCUUCAACUUCCCAUUGCAAAGACUCUCAAUAUCUGGGGCCGGACAGAGGGCUUUCUGACAUUCUUGGCGGUGUUCAUCCUUGGUCUGAUCGUGAUCGCCUCCUGCAACGGUCCCAAUGGCUUUGCCGCUGGCUACACUCUGUACUGGAUCGGCUAUUCGGCUCUGAAUUUCAUUCUCUCCGUUUUUGUCGCUGAUGCGUCCGGGUUGAGGAAUCGUGCUUUUGUCUAUGCCUUCAUUGGUACGCCAACUAUCUGCACCGCCUUUGUUGGGCCUCUCGCUGCCCAGGCAUUCGUCGCUCACUCGACAUGGCGCUGGGCAUAUGGUUGUUUCGCCAUUAUCACCUUUAUUGUUUUCAUUCCUCUGGCUGUGGUGUUCAAAUUCUAUCAACGCAAGGCCGAGAAGCUGGGACUCUUCCAGCGCGUGAAAACCGACCGGUCCAAGAUUCAGUCGAUCAUUCACUAUGUUCACGAGUUCGACAUUGUCGGGGCUCUUAUUCUUAUGGCAGCGUUCAUCCUGUUCCUCCUGCCCUUCAGUCUUAAGACUUAUGGACUUACCGGGUAUUCUUCAGCAACCUUUAUCGCCAUGGUCGUUAUCGGGCUACUGCUCUUCCCAGUGUUUGCUGUCUGGGAGUGCUACAUUGCCAAAUUUCCAUUCAUCAAAUGGGAGUUAUUCAAAAAGCGCACAAUUCUGGGAGCUUGUAUCCUGUCAGCCAUCAUCUUCUUCAACUACUACACGUGGGAUCAAUAUUUUUACUACUACGUUCAGGUAGUGUACGACCUCGAUACCUCCAAGACAGGAUACAUGACGCAGAUAUACGGCGUUGGAUCGACUAUCUGGGCGGUGCUGUUCGGAAUUUGGAUUCGCAAAUCCAAAUACUUUAAGAAUGUCUGCCUCUACUUCGGUGCACCACUCCUCCUGCUUGGCGCAGCUCUCAUGGUUCAUUUCCGAGGCUCGCAGAGUGACAUUGGUUACCUGGUCAUGUGUCAAAUUUUCAUUGCUGUUGGGGGUGGGACCCUCGUGAUCGGAGACGAGAUGGCUGUCAUGGCAGCUGCUGACCGCGACGGCGUCCCAUUGAUGAUUGCACUUAUCAGCCUGUCUUCAAGUGUUGGCGGUGCCAUCGGAUAUGCCGUUGCAAGUGCGAUAUAUGCCAAUACCUUCCCUCAAGCUUUACUCAGAGCCCUUCCAGAGUCGGCCAAAGCGGAAUACGCUAGUAUUUACGAUGGUGGAUCAGCAGCCCAGCUGAUGUAUCCCCCUGGCAGCGAGACGCGAAAUGCGAUUAAUUACGCCUGGGCUUACAGCCAAAAGUACGAGUGCAUCACGGCCGCAUGUCUCGUGGUUCUUGCUUUCCCGGCAAUUGCGAUCUGGAAGAAUUAUAAUGUCGACAGAAAGCAAGUGAAAGGCACCGUCAUCUAAACAAAGACCUUUAUCAUUGUAACGUGGUUAGAAGUCUGUAUAGUCGGGAUAGGAGAAAGUAGACAUUGCGAAAACUUGAUGAUGGCAUUCAAGAACUUGUAUGCAUAGAUUGUGAGAAAUAGUGUCAAUCAAAACUACAUGUAGUUAUGCUUUUUCCUAGUAGAUGACUACGCCUUCAAAGAAAACUGAGGGUGCCGGGUUUAUUGCAGCACACCAGGCAUCAAGAUC